This is a messenger RNA of Psammomys obesus (fat sand rat), 3199 nucleotides long. RefSeq names its product ubiquitin domain containing 2 (gene Ubtd2). Gene Ontology annotation, molecular function: protein binding. The record is from RefSeq and is a predicted model, not a curated record. Lineage: Eukaryota; Metazoa; Chordata; Mammalia; Rodentia; Muridae. The transcript is spliced from 3 exons. The coding region runs from base 309 to 1013 and encodes 234 amino acids.
UAGACGCGAGGGUCGCGGGAAGGCGAGGGGCAAGCGGGCACUGCGGCCCGCCCGGGAUGGGUCGAGCCCGGCCUGGCGGGGCCGAGCGGGAGCGGAGGGCUGCACGCGGGCCGGGCCUGCGGGCUGGGCGGCCCGGGGGGUUGAGGUAGAGGUGGGCGCGGAGGAAGGGGCCGGGCGAGGCGGUGGGAGGAGCGGCGAGGGGGCGGAGGCUGAGCGGCGAGAGAGCGGCGCCUGGCCCGAGGCGGCGGCGUCGGAGCAGGCUGAGGCGGCGGCCGGGACGAGCGCCCUGAGGUGGCGGCCGCGGCCCCAUGGGCGGGUGCGUGGGCGCCCAGCACGACUCCUCGGGCAGCCUCAACGAGAACUCGGACGGCACGGGAGUUGCUUUAGGUCGUAACCAGCCUUUGAAAAAGGAGAAACCAAAAUGGAAAAGCGAUUAUCCCAUGACAGAUGGACAACUACGCAGCAAGAGGGAUGAAUUUUGGGACACUGCACCAGCAUUUGAAGGCCGGAAAGAGAUCUGGGAUGCCUUGAAGGCUGCUGCACAUGCUUUUGAAAGCAAUGAUCAUGAACUGGCACAGGCAAUCAUUGAUGGUGCAAACAUAACACUACCACACGGUGCACUAACAGAGUGUUACGAUGAGCUGGGGAACCGGUACCAGCUGCCAGUCUACUGCUUGGCACCGCCAAUCAACAUGAUAGAGGAGAAGAGUGACAUAGAGACUCUGGAUAUCCCUGAGCCACCUCCCAAUUCUGGACACGAAUCUCAGCUCCGCCUGCGCCUCUCCACUGGCAAAGACCUCAAGCUUGUGGUGCGCAGCACAGACACGGUGUUCCACAUGAAGAGGCGCUUACACGCCACAGAGGGCGUAGAGCCGGGCAGCCAGCGGUGGUUCUUCUCUGGCAGGCCUCUCACCGAUAAGAUGAAGCUGGAGGAGCUGAAGAUCCCCAAAGACUAUGUGGUGCAGGUUAUAGUAAGCCAGCCUGCACAAAACCCAACACCAGUGGAGAACUGAGCUGGGCUGGCCUGCUUUCAAGAUCCCUUGGCUCCUUUUUAUUGUUACUGUUUCCUACUCUAUGGCGUGAAAUUUAUUUUCACUGCUCUGAAUUCCCUAUAUAAAUGGAUUUAGUUCUGAGGAAUUACCAGUGAAAAAUUCCAUCUGUGAUGGAGACCAACAAAAAUAAUAAAACACACAGAGCCAGCCUCUGGGACUCCUGUAAUUAUAAUUUCUAAUUUGAAAGGCAGUUAAUAGAUAACCAUUUAUUUUAAAACAUUUAUCAACUAUGUAAUGGCUAUAUUUAAAUGAUUUGGAGUGUAAACAGACAGUGGACCCAUCAAGAACAGCACCAAGCACCUUUUGGAUACAGAAUUUUUAAAGACAUAUAUGUCAAAUUAUAUUUCCAGAACCAUCAAUCACAGUUUGUUUUGUUUUGUUUUGUUUUGUUUUGUUUUGUUUUGUUUUGUUUUGGCAGAACAUAACACAGCAGAGGGUUUUGCUUCUCUUCUGGGUUUGCCUUCAUGCUCCAUCAGGAGACAGUGGAGACUGGGAGUUGUCAGUGUUGUUUCCCCUGCCCUCCAAGUUAUGUUCCUUACUCAUAUUCACUCAAUUUUGCUGCCAUUCAACACACUGGCAGCAGGCACCCUCUGGAACACUGGACAGUAAUUUAGUAAGUAGUCAGAGUUCUCAUUCUCAGUUGAGAAGUCUCGGCUUGCUGCAUAGCAAUUUUAAAAUGUCUUUGGUACCCAGGCUUGACAGCUAGCUACUAUGUAACGCUCACUAAUCUAUCACUCUGCUUGGCCAUUUCUGGAGCUGACUGACCUCACCUAUAUAUUUCUGGGCCAGCCAACACAGAAAUGGAGUAUGGCAGCUUCCACUCCAGAAUAAAAAGCAAUCCUCUUUUGUGCCUGCAGGGGAUGUGAGUAAAACCCUCUGCCUGUUCCUGGGAAAACUGUGCCUAUUCUCAGCCUUGGAGAAGAUUCCAGCUGAAAUUUUUCAAGUGUGACAGUUUUCUAGUGUCACUUAAACACUGGUGAGAACAAAUGGUGGCACCUGGCUCUAGACUCGAGUGCUUUUUACUCCACUUUGACUGUGUUCUUUCCCUUACCUUUGCAACAAAGGUGAAAUAACCAUCAUCUGCACACGAGACUAAGGGAUAGGAACUCAGUGAAGCAGCCUUACCUUCUCUGGAGAAGGCUGGAGAGAGCUGCCAAAGGUUGUAUUAGGUGCCUGCCUUUAUUCCCAAACCUAGGGAGGCAGAAUUAGGUAGGUCUCAGAAUUUGAAACCAGCCUGGAAUACACAGCUAGUUCUAUGCCAGUCAGGGCUACAUAGUAAGGCUCUUUCUCAAAAAAAAAAAAAAAAAAGUUGGUUUGAUGAGAAGGGCUGUAAUGUGACCACACUAGAUCUUUGGGAGUUUGUGAGAUGUGAACAGUAGAUGAAAGAAGGUUCUGUGCUCUUCUCAGUGGGGAAAUACCAAACCUUCAAUGCAUAUCUGGAUGUAAAACAUGAUUAGUGGCAAAAUGAAACUGCUAAGUAGUUUAAAAUGGAAUUAAAUUUCCUAUAGCCUGUUUAAAUAUAUCAACAAUUGUAACUUAUGUUUCUGAGAACUUUAACCACUUUCCUAAUUCUGUUCAUCUUUUUAAAGUUUGUGACUAAACCUAAUUUAGAUUUGAUGGUGACUAAAUCCAAUCCCAGGAGGAGCACUUAGCUAUAACUACAAAGGAGGAUGCUCACAUCCCCAUGUGGAAGCUCUGGGGUAUUUCAAUACAUCACCCAACAUCCAGAGGCUGAUUUCUUUGUCACACUGAAUAGCAAUAUCUCUCAAAGCAUUAACUGGAAAAGAAUGUUUAAACCUGUUAUUUUUCUAAAGGAAAUUUGAUGGUGUCACCGAUAACCUAUGUUUGGUAAAAAGGUCUUGCUUGUUUCUUGAGGGUUUGUCCUCUCUAAGAAUUUUUGUUAUUGUUUUUAUUUUAAAGGAACAUAUACUUUGAAUAACGAUCCUCCAGGCGUGGUGAGAAAAAAAAAAAAAAAAAAAAAACCUAGGUGCUGGUAAUUGUCAGUAGAUUAACCUAGGUGAGAAAAAACAUGGUGCUGGUAAUUGUCAAUAGAUUGAUGUAAGAUUGGAUCAAUACUUGAUGUGUAUAAUUUUAGUAUGUAGGGGCUUUUUUUAAAAAAAGAAAAAAGUAAAAGUUUCACUUUUCUC